CCUUCUUUCUCACUGCAUUAAAAAGCAGGAAAGCAGGGUCAUGGUGCUAUCUAUGGCACCUCUUGGUGUCGCAGGUUGGCUAAUAAGAAGCUUUGCACCAGACUCUGAGUACUACAUUCUGACUAGUAGUGUUCCUUUUUGGGCUGGGCUAGUGGGCUUGUAGUGUUUUUUUUUUCUAGUCCAGAAGCCUGAAAUUCAUUCACAAUUCAAAUUUUACUGCAAAACGAAAACCCUAAGCUGUGAUUUGGGCUGUUUGUCCUCUUCAGUUAUCGAAAGAUGCAGGACCCGGAGGAGGAGACCAAGAGGAGGAGGAGGGAGAUGCCGGAGGAGAAGGACACCAAACGGCCAAAAUCCAUGACACUGGCCACCAUCCCUUCCUUGGAGGACUCGUUGGCCAGUACUUGUUUGACCAGAGUUGCCCUUACCCCCCAACAGCACGAAAACUGUGCCUUUGCUCUCAAAUUCUUCAAAGACAAGCUCCGGAUGCCCGAACAGAUCAACCGAGAGUGGGAUCAGUUAGAUGCCAUUUAUAUAACACAAUCCGAGGCGGACAAGCGUUGCACUGUGGCUCUCAACACUCUCAAUUUCUGCAAAAACCGGUAUGAUGAAUACGUAGCGUUCGAUGAAAAUAGGGUUGUUCUUAAAUCUUGUGCGGCAGGGGCAGGGGACUAUAUCAAUGCCAGCUUCAUCACAACACCAUCUUCCUCUUCUUGUUUUAUUGCAACACAAGGUCCACUUUCACACACCUUUGAAGCUUUCUGGGAGAUGGUCAUCCAGUACCGUUGCUCUGUAAUUGUCAUGCUUACUGACUUGGAUGAUAACAAAUGUGGAGAUUAUUUUCAGGCCGAUGACAAGGACGGCAUUAGUAGUAGAGAAUUUGGGAAUAUAUGUGUAGCCACUAAGUGGAUAAGAGGAGUUGGUGAAUUUGGAGAUGGUAAUUCGGAUUCACUAGUAUUGCGCCUUUUGGAGGUGAAGAAGAAUAAUAAUAAAGAACAGUCAUCAGACUCGGACUCGGAGGAACCUUCACCACCCAUGUCUGUUUUGCACAUUCAGUAUCCUCAAUGGCCCGACCAUGGAGUUCCCGAAGACACGUUUGCGGUUCGUGGAAUUUUGAAAAGAGUAAUGUAUCAGGAAGCACUCGCCAUACCCGACUGCGGCCCAAUUGUGGUGCACUGCAGUGCAGGUGUUGGGAGAACUGGAACGUACUGCACCAUUCAUGAUACACUGCAGAGAAUUCUUUCGGGGGACACGUCUGCUUUAGAUUUAGUAAAAACAAUAACCACAUUCAGGUCUCAGCGAGAUGGAAUGGUCCAGAAACCGGAGCAAUAUCGUUUCUGUUAUGAUGCCAUCAUUGAUGAAUUGGAAGAGCUCAUCUUGGAUGGAUCCCCACUUGGCAGUUGAUAUAUAGUGAAGUGAGCUAAGCUCCUCCAGUACCUGCUUUUGACAGGACAUGAGUUUCUUUACUUAUGCAAAAUUGAGUGAAGAGAAUCAGCAAGCGAGGCUUAACCUUCAAGUUAUUUAUAAUGUGCUUGGAUAGUUUGUAUGAAGUCUGUAUAGAGCUAUGACAAUGUCUGUAAACACUGUAUGAAGUCGUGCUGCCUUCCCACCACUUCCUAUGUUUCAAGCACUGUCAUCAGAGAAAAUCUGGGAACCCAAAGGGGAAAAAAUGUCCAUUGCAUCACCUCCCUAAUGUUUUCAGCUAAGCAUCCAAUUACAUCAUCAUCUGCAAUGCGAAUAGCUGCUUCAAUUGCUUCCACAGAGAGUUUGCAAAGGGAUUGGUGAAUUGCUUCCAUAGAGGAUCAGUGGCUUUAACAUGCGGUGCCCGUUUUGUGAGGACCGUAUGAUAGAAAAUGAACUCCGAGGGCAACUGCAAGGAGAGCCAUGUGUUUUACCUUUAGAUUGGCCUAAGGAUGGCAAUUCAAACCGUUAAAUCUGAUAACCAUGGAUAAGUGUCCAAAUGGAACGGAUUUGGGGAUGAAAAUUCGGUUAUAUUUCGGAUAUGGGGAAAAACCAGAAAUAUUAUUCGGUUUUGGUUUUGGAUAUGGUUAUUAUAGGGGUCUCCAAUUUAUAUCCAUCCCCGAAUCUGACCCGAAUAAUACAUGUUAUGUUACUAUAUGUAUAUGUAUUCACUGAAACUCAUUACCUUGAGAACUACGAAAGUUGCAUUUUGUGAGAAAGUUCAAAAGUUCUGAAUCAAAAGCAAUGAGAAUUCAAUGGUGCUUA
Malus domestica (apple) is the source of this 2223-nucleotide messenger RNA. Its product is annotated as protein-tyrosine-phosphatase PTP1-like. Gene Ontology annotation, biological process: protein dephosphorylation. Lineage: Eukaryota; Viridiplantae; Streptophyta; Magnoliopsida; Rosales; Rosaceae. Gene Ontology annotation, molecular function: protein tyrosine phosphatase activity. The record is from RefSeq and is a predicted model, not a curated record.